Molecule: messenger RNA, 2991 nt
Organism: Eremothecium cymbalariae DBVPG#7215
Lineage: Eukaryota; Fungi; Ascomycota; Saccharomycetes; Saccharomycetales; Saccharomycetaceae
Gene: RPN1
Product: proteasome regulatory particle base subunit RPN1
Exons: 1
Coding region: 1-2991 (996 amino acids)
Biological process (GO): proteasome-mediated ubiquitin-dependent protein catabolic process; regulation of protein catabolic process
Cellular component (GO): proteasome complex; nucleus; proteasome regulatory particle, base subcomplex
Molecular function (GO): enzyme regulator activity
Source: RefSeq, a predicted model, not a curated record
AUGGUUGAGGAAACAAAAACCCCUGAGGAAAAGCCUGUUGAAGUAGGGACAACCGCUCAGGAGUCAUCUAAAGAUAAUAACAAAUCUAAAGAUUCCAAACCAGAUGAGGACCUUUCAGAAGAGGAUUUAAAGUUAAAAACCGACUUACAGACGUUAGUAGAUAGAUUACUAGAGUCGGAGUCUUCGUUAUACAAGCCCAGUUUGGAUCAAUUAAAGGAAUAUAUCAAGAAUUCUACAAGUUCUAUGACUGCAGUACCAAAGCCGUUGAAGUUUCUUCGUCCUUUAUAUCCAGAAUUAUGUGCUGUUUAUGACAAGUGGGUUGACAGUAAGCUGAAAUCUUCUCUUGCUGAUGUUUUAUCGGUAUUAAGUAUGACUUAUUCUGACGAUGGGAAGCACGAUUCUUUGAGAUUUAGGUUGUUGUCUAAUGAAAAGGAUAUUGAAACCUGGGGGCAUGAGUAUAUUCGUCAUUUAGCUUUAGAGAUAGGUGAUGUGUACAAUGAGCAGGUGGAAAAUGAAGCAAAGGAAUCGGAUGAACAAGGCGCGGCACCUGCUGAAUCUGAACAAAGUUAUCCAAAGGAUGUGCUGAUCCGUCUAUCGCUCGAUAUUGUUCCUUAUUUUUUGAAGCAUAAUGGCGAAGCGGAUGCGGUAGAUUUGCUACUAGAAGUUGAAUCUAUUGACAAGCUAUCACAGUUCGUGGAUGAGAAUACAUUCCAGAGGGUUUGUAAAUAUAUGGUGUCAUGUGUUCCAUUGUUGCCGCCACCAGAGGAUGUGACCUUCUUGCAAACAGCAUUUUCCAUUUAUUUGUCUGAAAACCAGUUGACAGAGGCUCUGGCGCUUGCUAUUAGAUUAGGUGAUGAGUCUUUAAUCAGGUCGGUGUUUGAUGCAACCUCAGAUCCUGUUAUGCAUAAGCAGUUGGCCUAUAUUUUGGCUGUGCAGAAGUCAUCAUUCGAAUAUGAAGGUGUUCAAGACAUUAUUGGUAACGCCAAUUUAAGCGAAUACUUUUUAUAUCUAGCAAAGGAGUUAAAUCUAACGGUCGCUAAAUUCCCUGAAGAUAUUUACAAGAGUCAUUUAGAUAGCUCUGUCAGAAGCGCGUUUGCAAGCACAGGCUUAGAUUCUGCGCAACAAAAUCUAGCUGCUUCGUUUGUGAAUGGUUGGUUAAAUUUAGGUUAUUGCGCUGACAAAAUGUGUGUCGACGAUGAUAAUUGGGUUUACAGGACUAAAGGCGAUGGUAUGACUUCUACAGUUGCAAGCAUAGGAUCUAUCUACCAGUGGAACUUGGAUGGGCUGCAACAAUUGGAUAAAUAUCUGUACGCUGACGAUGUUGAGGUUAAAGCUGGUGCUCUCCUCGGUAUUGGUAUUUCUGCAUGUGGUAUUCAUGAUGGUGAUGUUGAGCCUGCUAUGUUGCUAUUACAGGACUAUGUGAACAAUCGAAACUCAAAGUUGAGCACAUCUGCAAUUUUGGGCUUAGGGAUUGCAUUUGCUGGCAGUAGAAAUGAUGAAUUGUUAGGUUUAUUAUUGCCAAUAGCUGCUGAUACUUCUUUACCCAUUGAAACCUCUGCAAUGGCUUCAUUGGCAUUGGCACAUUCAUUUGUUGGAACCUGUAAUGGAGAUAUCACUGCUUCUAUCAUGGACAACUUGUUGGAACGUUCAUCCAUUGAAUUAAAGACCGAAUGGACUAGGUUCUUAACUUUGGCCUUAGGUAUCUUAUAUAUGGGCCAAGGAGACCAGGUAGAAGAUGUUUUAGAGACCAUAUCAGCAAUUGAACAUCCGAUUACCUCUGCUAUUGAGGUGUUAGUUAAUGUCUGCGCUUACACUGGAACAGGUGAUGUUUUAUUGAUCCAGGAUCUAUUGUAUCGUCUAACCCCUAAAAAGGAAGGAGAGGAAGACGUUGAAGCAGACGAAGAGGCAGAUGAAGAAGGUGAAGCAGAAGGUGAAGGUGAAGCGGAAGCUGAGGCAGAAGCAGAAUUUGAGUCGAAUACUCAAGAUGCACCAGAAGAUAUUGAUUCUCUUGUCCGGGAUGCUGUUAACAACAGCAAUCCAGCGGAGGAUUUCCCCAGUUCCAACAGCGGCGGCAACUUCAACCCUAAGACUACGGAUGAAGACAAGUUGGAUGUUGAUGACUCAAAAGAGGAUGAGCAUAAGCAAGAAGCUGAUAACAACCUGGAUUCUAAAGAAGAGGAAAACAGUGAAAAAGAGAUGGCACAAAUCGAUGAACUUACUUACGCGGUUCUUGGGAUUGCAAUGGUUGCUAUGGGUGAAGACAUCGGUAAAGAAAUGUCUUUACGUCACUUUGGGCAUUUAAUGCAUUAUGGUAAUCAACAUAUUCGUCGUGUAGUCCCCUUGGCGAUGGGUUUAGUCAGCGUGUCUGACCCUCAAAUGAAGGUGUUUGACACACUUUCUAGAUUCUCUCACGAUCCAGAUUUGGAUGUGUCCAUCAAUUCCAUCUUUGCUAUGGGUCUAUGUGGGUGUGGCACUAACAAUGCUAGAUUAGCCCAAUUAUUACGACAAUUAGCAAGUUACUAUUCCAAGGAACAGAACACCUUAUUCAUCACAAGAUUAGCUCAAGGCCUAGUUCAUCUUGGUAAGGGUACUAUGACCUUAGAUAUAUUCAAUGAUGCUCAAGUGCUCAACAAGGUGACCUUGGCCUCUUUGUUGACAGUUUUAAUUGGUCUAACAAGCCCUGGAUUUAUGUUGAAACAUCACCAGUUGUUUUACUACUUGAAUAGUGGUGUGAGACCAAAGUCCAUCUUAACCUUAAAUGAAAAGGGAGAACCAAUUAAAGUCAAUGUUCGUGUAGGUCAAGCUGUGGAUACCGUUGGCCAAGCUGGUAAACCCAAGACAAUCACUGGAUGGAUCACUCAAUCAACUCCUGUACUACUAAACCACGGAGAAAGAGCGGAACUAGAAACUAACGAAUAUAUCAGCUAUGCUAGUAAAAUAGAAGGUGUGGUCAUUUUGAAAAAGAAUCCUAAUUACAAGGAAGAAGAGUAG